This is a messenger RNA of Dendrobium catenatum, 2422 nucleotides long. Its product is annotated as poly [ADP-ribose] polymerase 2-A. The transcript has 18 exons. Gene Ontology annotation, molecular function: NAD+ poly-ADP-ribosyltransferase activity. Lineage: Eukaryota; Viridiplantae; Streptophyta; Magnoliopsida; Asparagales; Orchidaceae. The record is from RefSeq and is a predicted model, not a curated record. Bases 186 to 2102 code for a protein of 638 amino acids.
GCGAUAUGACCUGACCAUGACAACGCGCACACUGUCGUAGAGCGUCGGCCGGCUUCGUCCCCUUCUUCUCUCGCAAGCUUCGUCUUCCUCUGUUAGCAACAUAUAUAAGCCAAACCGCUCCAUUUCUCUUCAAACCUCAGAGCUCAUUGCGCGGAAGCGAGAGAGAGGGAUAAAGUAAGAGAAAAAUGGCUUCCAAGCUGAAAGUCGAUGAGCUCCGAGCCAAGCUCUCACUCCGAGGUCUGGACACUACCGGCACCAAACCCAUCCUCGUUAAGAGGCUUGAAGCGGCGUUGCAGAGCGAAGAGGAGAAGGAAAAAGAGGCCGAUCCUGUUGAGGACAACCCUUCAAAUGGGGUAUCGAAUGGCCAAAGGAAGAGGAAGAGGGGUUCCAAAGUCGAUGCUGAUGAUGAGAAGGAGGAGGAAUACUUAGACGAAGAGAAGCUGGUGAAGUAUACUGUGCGUGAGUUGAAGGCGUUGGCCGCGCAAUUCGGGGUUUCGGCGACUGGAACGAAGAUGGAGCUCGUCAAGAGGCUUUCAGGUGUUGCAAAGAUCCCAAAAGAGACCGUUGAAGAGGAGGUGCCUCAAGAGAUUGAAGAGGAGAGAUUGAUCACUGCCACCAAGAAGGGAGGUGCUGUUUUGGACCAAUGGCUUCCAGAUGAUAUAAAGAAGAGUUACCAUGUCUUGCAAAAUGGAGGGGAUUUUUAUGAUGCGACAUUGAAUCAAACAAAUGUUGGAGAUAAUAACAAUAAGUUUUAUAUAAUUCAGGCUUUAGAAUCUGAUGAUGGCUUCAAGUUCAUGGUUUACUGUAGAUGGGGCAGAGUUGGAGUCAAAGGUCAAGACAAACUGCAUGGUCCUUUCACACGGGAAAGAGCAAUAAACGAAUUUCAAAUCAAGUUCUUUGAAAAGACAAAGAAUCAAUGGUCCAGCAGAAAGAACUUUGUUUGUUAUCCUAAAUGUUAUACUUUGUUAGAGAUGGACUAUGGUGAAGCUGGGGAUGAGAAGAUGCCACCUAAGAUCAUAAAAUCUGUUGAUACUCAACUUCGAGAGACAAAACUUGAGGGUCGUAUUGCAAAAUUCAUCUCAGUUAUUUGCAAUGUCAGCAUGAUGAAGCAACAGAUGCUUGAGAUAGGUUACAAUGCUGAGAAAUUGCCCCUCGGUAAGCUUAGCCAAUCGACAAUUCUGAAGGGCUAUGAUGUUUUGAGGAGAAUCUCUGACAUGGUUGGGAAAGCUGACAGGAAAAAACUCGAAGAAUUAAGUGGGGAGUUCUACACUGUGAUUCCUCAUGACUUUGGUUUUAAAAAGAUGCGCGAAUUUGUGAUUGACACUCCUUAUAAAGUAAAAUGCAAGUUGGAAAUGGUCUCAGCUUUAGGAGAGAUUGAGAUUGCAACUAAGAUUCUAGAAGAUGAUGCUGAAUCUCUGGACGAUCCUUUGCAUUCUCACUAUCAACACCUAUGCUGCGAAAUGACUCCUGUUGAAACUGACUCGAAGGAAUUUCUUAUGGUACAGAAGUACUUGAAAAACACUCACGCAGAAACGCACUCAAGCUACACGGUUGAGAUUGUACACUUAUUUAGUGUUUCAAGGAAAGGUGAAGUUGAGCGUUUCAAGAAGUUCUCCAAUCUAAAAAAUAGAAUGCUUCUAUGGCAUGGCUCUCGCUUGACAAAUUGGACUGGCAUCCUAUCACAAGGAUUACGGAUUGCUCCCCCAGAGGCUCCAGUUACCGGUUACAUGUUUGGCAAAGGAGUUUAUUUUGCGGAUAUGUUCUCAAAAAGUGCAAAUUACUGCUGUACAAGCCCUUCAUCUCCUUCAGGGGUGUUGCUUCUGUGUGAGGUCGCCUUAGGGGAUAUGGUUGAGCUACUUCAUUCAAACUGUCACGCAAAUCUCUUGCCAGUGGGGAAGUCGAGUACAAAAGGAGUUGGAGGCACAGCACCAGAUAUGUCACAGGCUGAGGUUCUUGAUGAUGGUUUAGUUGUACCCCUUGGUCAACCAAAAGAGCAGGACGGCCCGAAGGGUAGCUUGCUAUACAAUGAAUACAUAGUGUACAAUGUCGAACAGAUCAGGAUGCGAUAUGUUGUACAAGUAAAUUUCAACCACAAAUAUUGAACUUGGCCGUAUUAGUCGAUUGAUGCUUCAUCUGUUGCAGAAUUUUUAUCCCAUUUAGGCCAAGUGAGCUAGUGUAUUUGUAAGCUUCGUAUCCCAUUAUCAAAUUAUCGAGGGGUUUUCAGCAAAAACUGGGCAGUAUAAUAUUUUGAAAUUGAGAUAUCUAUGUCGAGCUUUCUCUGUAUUUCAAUGGUGAAACGUUUGAUGCAGUAGCAGUAUAGAAAGACUUGUUUUGUGGGUGUUUGUUAAAUUGCUAUAGAUUUGGAAGUGGUGCUUAUGAUUUUGGAAUUGAACUCCUCUUAUAUUAGAUUUAUGCUUCAGUA